AUGAUUCGGACCUCCCGAAUACUCAUUGUCAUCGUCAGCCAGGAUUGCUGUUUUGAUGGCUUGUCCGAAGUUGCGCACCUCUGGUCAGAAGAGGACUCGCUGGAGAACGCUGCCGUGCUUCAGGAUUGCGUCUGGGCAUUCCAAUGGGGUGUGCCCGUCCUGCCAGUACGCCGAGUGGCAGGAGGAAAGAUGGCCAAGGAUGAUGAUUUCCGCGAACAACGCCGGAAGCUGCGCUUCCUGUUCGCCCUCAACAUGGGACUUCCCCAAGUUGGUUUGGGCACCACGGUGUCAGCGGCCCUGGCCACUGGAAUCCGCUCUGGGCGCUCUGAGCGACGCGAGCAGCUGCCCAGGAACAUUUGGGAGACGUGGCAACCAAGGGUGAUAGAAAUUGUGGGGGGCAGCGUAACCGCUCUUUCUUUUAGGCUCAUGUAA
Messenger RNA from Symbiodinium pilosum, 432 nucleotides. The record is from the annotation of a GenBank genome assembly. NCBI's taxonomy places the organism in Eukaryota, Dinophyceae, Suessiales, Symbiodiniaceae.